CUUCAAGGCUUCAACUCCAAAAACUUCUCCUUUCUCCAACAUUGUUCCAGCCUUCAAGUGUGACGUUAAAGAUAUGCAGCUACUUAUACCAAAAUUGAGCAAAGGGCUUUCGCACAAAGAAAGAGCUAUGGUAGUGGUUACCAUGGAGCCAUGAAUUCUGUUCCAGAGGCAUCAUAAAAUCCAAACUCGCCCACAAACAUAUCAAGUGUUCGCUGUAGGAGCAUAGGAAAUGCAAUGCAAAGACAUGAUCAAAGUCCCAGUUCCGCCUGAUGUCAAAGAAGUCUUGGACACGUUCAAAGUAGCAGCUGAAUUAGGAAGCGAUUCACUUGGAGCUUAUGUUAUUUCCAUGGCUUCAAAUGCCAGUGACGUCCUAGCUGUAGAGCUUUUACAGAAGGAUGCAGGCCUUGCUGUUGCUGGGGAACUAGGCAGGCCUUGUCCUGGUGGAACAUGUGGUUCCUCUGUUUGAGACCGUCAAAGACUUGAGAGAAGCUGGCUCAGUGAUUAGAAGAUUACUAUCAAUUGAUUGGUAUAGGGACCACGUCAUAAAGAACCACAAUGGGCAUCAGGAGGUUAUGGUUGGUUAUUCUGAUUCUG
This is a messenger RNA of Solanum pennellii, 594 nucleotides long. RefSeq names its product phosphoenolpyruvate carboxylase 4-like. Bases 230 to 466 code for a protein of 78 amino acids. Gene Ontology annotation, cellular component: cytosol. The record is from RefSeq and is a predicted model, not a curated record. Gene Ontology annotation, molecular function: phosphoenolpyruvate carboxylase activity. Lineage: Eukaryota; Viridiplantae; Streptophyta; Magnoliopsida; Solanales; Solanaceae. Gene Ontology annotation, biological process: tricarboxylic acid cycle; carbon fixation. The transcript is spliced from 8 exons.